Messenger RNA from Tarenaya hassleriana, 1303 nucleotides. RefSeq names its product WAT1-related protein At3g18200. Gene Ontology annotation, molecular function: transmembrane transporter activity. The record is from RefSeq and is a predicted model, not a curated record. The transcript has 6 exons. Gene Ontology annotation, cellular component: plasma membrane. NCBI's taxonomy places the organism in Eukaryota, Viridiplantae, Streptophyta, Magnoliopsida, Brassicales, Cleomaceae. The coding region runs from base 69 to 1154 and encodes 361 amino acids.
CUACAAUUUGUGAUUACAGCCUUUGGAAAAAGAACAAAGAAAAAACACAAUAGAGAGAGAGAGAGAGAAUGGGUGGGAAAGGAGGGGUGGUGACAGAGAAGAUGAAGCUUAUGAUGGCAUUGAUAACACUGCAACUAUGCUUUGCAGGGUUUCACAUUGUAUCAAGAGUUGCUCUCAACAUUGGGGUUAGCAAAGUGGUGUACCCUGUCUACAGAAACAUCCUUGCCCUUCUCCUCAUCUCCCCCUUUGCUUACUUCCUUGAAAAGAAUGAGAGGCCUCCUUUGACAUUCUCCUUAUUGGUUCAGUUCUUCCUCUUGGCUCUCAUUGGAAUCACAGCGAACCAAGGAUUCUAUCUGCUGGGAUUGUACUACGCAUCUCCAACGUUUGCCUCAGCAAUGCAGAACUCUGUUCCUGCAAUCACAUUCAUCAUGGCUUGUGCCCUAAGAUUGGAGGAAAUCAAUCUGGCAAGGAGAGACGGUGUGGCCAAGGUUUUGGGAACGGUAGUGAGCAUCGGAGGAGCCACCAUUAUCACACUCUACAGAGGCAUUCCUAUCUUUCACAAGAGCCUUGGCUCAGAAGAAACCUAUUUGCAUGAGUCGAAAUCGCAGAACUGGACGUUCGGAUGCUUAUACCUCCUCGGACACUGUCUCUCAUGGGCUGGUUGGAUGGUUCUUCAAGCCCCUGUCCUGAAAAAGUACCCUGCAAAGCUAACUUUGACGUCUUUCACAUGUCUCUUCGGUCUGAUUCAGUUUCUGGUCAUUGCCCUCUUCGUCGAAACCGAUAUCAACAACUGGGUCAUCGUCUCUUGGGAAGAGCUUCUCACCAUCUUAUAUGCGGGAAUAGUAGCAUCAGGAAUAGUGGUGUACCUGCAGACAUGGUGCAUCCACAAAGGAGGCCCUGUCUUUGUCGCCGUGUUUCAGCCUCUCCAGACUCUUCUCGUCGCCGCCAUGGCCUUUCUCCUUCUCGGUGAUCAAUUAUACUCCGGCAGGAUUGUGGGUGCAGUGUUCAUAAUGCUUGGGUUAUACUUAGUUCUAUGGGGCAAAACAGAGGAGAGAAGAACAAUGAGAAACCAAGAAGAUGAAUCACUUACCAAACAUCUCCUUGGAGAUGAAACCACAGGUGAAGCUGAAGAAAACAAUGAAUCUGCUGUCUGAAAACAACAAUCACAGCAAAACACACACAAAAAAAAAAAACAGUUUUUUUUUCCUUCUGUACAUAACACACACAACAAUGGUAACUCAAAAUGUCUGUCCAAGAAGCUUGGUUUCUUUUAUUCUAUGAAGAAUCUUUACUUUUCCAUUUA